AUGUGGUCGGACUUGAGCGUUGAUGGAUGCAGUGCAGAUCCUGGUGGUGGUGUUCCUGAAGAUGUUGAGUCUGCAUCAUCAGCAUCUCUCUCUUCUUCUUCCUUCUCCUUUCGCUCUUGCUGGGGCUUUUCUGUUGCUUCUCGUCAGGCAGCAGCAGUCGUUCCCUUCUUCAGUCGAUCUGCGUUAAGAGUUGAUACUGUCCAUGACCACCUCCUUGUAUACUGCCUGGGUUCCUGGUGUGUCGUGAGGGGCCCUGCUUCCGGCGGCGAUGCUGCAAGCAGCGCUGGUGUCUUUGCUCCUCUCAAGGGUUCUCUGCACUUUACGUCUGACUCAGAGGUCAACCCACAAAAGGUGGAGCCAGACAAGACAUGCAACGUAUCGCCAACUCCCCAUUCAGCUCAUAUAACCCCACCACAUCCGCUGGGGCCGCCAUCUCCCUCGUAUUCCGAAAGGGUCUUCUUGCGUCACCACAGUAAGGUGAACCUCCUGGUGUAUUCGCAGGCACUAGAUCUCUGCCUUUCUGCGGAACAGCAGACUACCACAAAGGGGUCUGGGGCUCUGCCUGUCUGUCGCCUUUGGUCGCCGCACACGCUGGAAGAGGCGGCGUUGGUGCAGCUCCCCUUUAAGCAGGAGGUGACCGCAGCCCAAUUCAGCGCUAACGGUAGUCUGUUGCUUUUGCUGCUAUCUGACCCUCAACACUCUCUUGCAGUGUACUUCAACGUCUCUCAGACGGUGCAGCGGCGACUGCCUGCUGAGGCGCACCUCCAAGCGGCCUCCGCAUUGCCGGUGUUGCGCCCCACUCAUGUCACUCCCUGCACCCGCUCGCUGUUGAACGGCCUCACUCUCGAAUCCUCAGCGAGGCUAGCGGGGCUGUGCAGCUUCAGCAGAUGCCGCAGCAAGUGGAGGGGGUCAUCGAGUGUAGGUACACCGCAGGACGGAGGAGACACAAAAUCGGAGAGCGGGUCAAAGUACAGCAAUGGGGAAGGCGCACUGAUUCGGGUCGGUACAUGCACCCUCCCGAACACCCCGCAGCACCUACGGGGACUCUGUGGGCCGUCCAUGGAGUUCAGGAGGCACCCGACGCCAUUCGCUUUCCAGAGCUUCGAGUGCACCGGGGAAUCGAAGGAGCUUCACUCGUCGGCUGUCGAAAACCGCAACCCUGUACCGCUCUCCCUCAGCAGUGAGUCGCACUAG
This is a messenger RNA of Eimeria maxima, 1194 nucleotides long. RefSeq lists its product as hypothetical. The record is from RefSeq and is a predicted model, not a curated record. NCBI's taxonomy places the organism in Eukaryota, Apicomplexa, Conoidasida, Eucoccidiorida, Eimeriidae. The coding region runs from base 1 to 1194 and encodes 397 amino acids. The transcript is spliced from 3 exons. Gene Ontology annotation, molecular function: protein binding.